AUGAAGAACCAAGAGUUUUUGGGUUCAUCGGAGCUAUCCGAUGGGCAUGAUACGACAGAAAUAUCCGCUAGCUCGAAAGCUUCCCAGGCACCCUUAGUAGAAGGCCUCCUGACCCCGGAGCCGGAGCCGGAGCCGGGGACGGAGCCGGAGCCCGAGCCGGAGCCCAAGGUGACGGAGGCAGCCGACGAGCAAGGCCAGCUAGAGGAGAGCGAGGAGAUCCCCGAGCCCUCCGAGUCCUAUGAGCCAUACAUUCUCUGUGAACCCCACAAAUACUGUGGGCCCUUUGAAGCCUACGAACCCUACGACAACGACGAACCCUCUGACCCCUACGAGCCUUACCACUACGAGCCCUACGAGCCCCAGGAGCCCCCAAAGCUCCGUGUGCCCCCUAAGUCCAAGGGCUCCCGCAAGGCCCACAAAGCUGAGCUGCCCCACGGCGCCGCCUUGAGGAUCGCUCCGACUCCGGGGACCAGAAACCUGCCGCCGACUUCCCUGACUUACCCGAGCGAUCAAGGUUACUAUGAGUAUGCAAGGAUAAGUUCUUUUUCUAGGAAGAGACUCCAAGAACUUUCUAAGCCUAAAAAACAGUGGGGAACCCCAGAUAGAAAGCUGUCUUGGGGAAAUCAAGAUCCUAUUCGCCCUAUUAGCCAUAGUGCUUUGAAGAGUCAGCUGACCAAAAGACUCGAGAGCCUUGCCAAGCCCAAGAAGGUUUCCUUCAGAUAUGUACCUAACAGGGCUCAAUAUUACUACAACUGCGGCAGAGGGUCUUCAGUCUGGGAUAUCCCUUUUCCUGUACUGAUGAGAAGACCUUCCAAAAGGAUCCAGAGGCUGUCACAGCCCAACAGAUUCGGGACAACACAGCUAAUAAAUAGGUCCCUCAGUGAUUACUUAACAAGAGGUUCUCUUCCAGUCUGUGCUCCUUCUCCCCGGAUAUUACGACUCUCAAUAGCCAAAGGCCUCAGUCCAGACUAUAUUCCUCCAAAAGAUAUAACCCAAGCUGCCUUGCUAACUACACCUAGCCCUCGAACAGUAUUUCUAGCUAAGGCCAAAACUCUUCAUCAAGAUUAUAUAACCUCACCGUGAUCCCUACUGGCCAGCUCUUAUGCUGCUACACAUUCCAAAAUAUCUCCCAGAAUUGAGAAGUUCUUUUCCCCCCAUUCCAGGACUCCUAUGCACAUUGUGUACUACGAUCCAGAGGUCUUCAAAGUCAAGCCAGCUGCUCUGAAAGCACAAUGUUCUCCGAGGGUCCUGGAGUUGGCAGAACCUCUUGCACGUUAA
Molecule: messenger RNA, 1278 nt
Organism: Myotis lucifugus (little brown bat)
Lineage: Eukaryota; Metazoa; Chordata; Mammalia; Chiroptera; Vespertilionidae
Gene: SPMAP2L
Product: theg spermatid protein like
Exons: 9
Source: RefSeq, a predicted model, not a curated record